Molecule: messenger RNA, 1102 nt
Organism: Chaetomium fimeti
Lineage: Eukaryota; Fungi; Ascomycota; Sordariomycetes; Sordariales; Chaetomiaceae
Exons: 1
Coding region: 121-1014 (297 amino acids)
Source: RefSeq, a predicted model, not a curated record
GAUUAAUUACAGACAUGAUGCAACUGGCAAAUAUAUAAAUCAUGAAUUGCCCCGUCUAAGGGCAACUCUCUUUCCUGGAGCAUCUCACCCUUCACACAACAUUUCCUCGCCCCUGACAAGAUGAAGCUCCAUGGCCUUUUCGGAGCGCUGCUCUUCCACACCCUCCUCAGCCAUGUCCUCGCCGUCGGCAACAUCCGGAGCAUCUUCCUCUUCAAGGACGUGAUGAAGUCCAACACAACAGCCCUCAAGACGUCCGGGUUCAACACGCUCAUCGUCUUCGGCGUCGGCGUCCUCAGCAACGGCGACAUCAUGUACUACUCCAACACGCCCGGCAGCAGCGACGUGCUCAUCGCAUCCGGCGGGUCCUACGUCGGCGGCGACGCCCUCGCGGCCAAGGUCCAAUCCUUCAAAGCCGGCGACACCCUCGUCAAUCGCGUCGAGAUCUGCAUGAACGCCCAAAACAUCCGCGACCUGAUGGCCAGCCCCGGCCCGGGCCCCAACACCCCGCUCUACCGCAACUUCGCGGCCCUCAAAACGGCCUGGGCCCUCGACGCCGUCAACAACGACGACGAGAGCAUCUACGACACGGUCAGCACCGUCGCCUUCGCGGGCAUGCUCGGCGCCGUCGGCUACCGCUACACGAUCGCGCCGUACGACGCCGGGCGCAUGGCCUUCUGGGCCGGGGUGGUCUCGCGCGCCAACCAGGCCAGCGCGGGCCUGGUCGACCGCGUCUACCUGCAGCUGUACGACGGCGGGGCGCGCAACGUGCCGGCCACCUGGCAGACGGCGCUGGGCAUGAAGGUGGUGCCGAUCCUGUGGGUGGUCAACGAUUCGAAGCCGCAGUUUGGGCAGAGUCCGGCGCAGGCGAGGGGGAGGCUGGCGCAGUGGAGUCGCGAGGCCCAGGUGGCUGGCGGUGGGCUGUGGAAUGAUUAUGAUAUUGAGAAGAUGAAUCUGGCGUAUGCGUCGUAUGCUGAGUAUGGGUAUAUUUUGAACGAGAUCUUUUAUGAUGACUAGGUAGGUAGGUAGGUUGUGAGCUGAGGGUUAGCUACGACGUCUAGUCAGAGACCUUGGCCUUUACAAUUAGUGCCAUGUUGAAGACCCG